AUGGGUACCUAUGACGACCCUAUUGGCGCUCUUCUGAUCGGCACAUGGGUUUCGUCCUUGUUGGAAAUGCUGAUCAUCACGAACACCAUCGAAUAUUAUACCAACUUUCCGAAGGAUUCCUUAUUCAAAAAAAUAUUCAUUGGGGCGGUAGUCGUUGUAGACUUUAUCUCGCUGGUUUCGGCGUACAUCACUGUGUACCUGGUCUGCGUGACGUUUUGGGGAGACGAAGUUGCCAUCCAGAAGCAGUUUUGGUCCAUCCCGAUGUGUCUCGCGAGCACGGGACUCGUCACUAUCUUUUCUCAAGGUUUCCUGAUUUAUCGUGUUUGGAUCUUGUCAAAGAACUGGCUCAUUAUGAUCUUGUUGUCGUUGGGUGCCCUAGCUGCAAUGGCCUGUGUAACCACCGCGGCAGGAUUCUUCGGGACUUACAGAGAAUACUCCGAACGCCACAGGGCCAGUGUUGCGGUCAUUGUUUGGUUGGCGACUACUACUGCCACGGAUAUUGGCAUCACAGGGGUGCUUAUUUUUUGGUUGUAUAACAUGAAGACGACGUUCAAGCAUACUGAGAACAUCAUCCGUCGUUUGAUUAGAGUUGCCGUUCAAACUGGAUCUGCAUCCAGUCUGAUUGCUAUCGGGGUGCUUAUUUCUUAUAUUAUCAAUGACGCGAGCAACAUUGAAUCCGGCAUUACAUUCGUUCUCUCCCGGACUUAUGUUUUGACGCUGUUAUACAAUGUCAACGUACGUUCUUCAAACCAGGCCCUGUUAAUGCCCAGCCACGGCACUUCAGACCUUGAGCGCGCUUCAGCGCCUGUAGUCUCUUUCAGCGAGAUACAUGUACAUCGUACGGCUCACGUACAUAUCGACGAAGACUAUCCUAUGAAACCUAGCACUAGGAAGACGGUUACUGCUUUCAAUCACGACGAUCUUGGAUCCAACAAGAUUGAGAACGAAAUUGACACGGAAUCUGACCAGGCAUCUCAGCCCAAGCAGUAA
This is a messenger RNA of Marasmius oreades (fairy-ring Marasmius), 990 nucleotides long. RefSeq lists its product as uncharacterized. Bases 1 to 990 code for a protein of 329 amino acids. The transcript is spliced from 10 exons. The record is from RefSeq and is a predicted model, not a curated record. Lineage: Eukaryota; Fungi; Basidiomycota; Agaricomycetes; Agaricales; Marasmiaceae.